Messenger RNA from Drosophila yakuba, 1436 nucleotides. RefSeq names its product serine protease inhibitor 88Ea. Gene Ontology annotation, molecular function: serine-type endopeptidase inhibitor activity. NCBI's taxonomy places the organism in Eukaryota, Metazoa, Arthropoda, Insecta, Diptera, Drosophilidae. Bases 113 to 1399 code for a protein of 428 amino acids. The record is from RefSeq and is a predicted model, not a curated record. The transcript is spliced from 3 exons.
UUUGCCACAUGAAUUAGUUUAAGAUUGUGAGUGCAAUCGGUUAGACCAACUUAUAUUUUGAACUGAUUUUAUUUCUGUGCCAUAUUCCAAUAAGGCAGUUGGCAGUACAAAUAUGCAUACCUUCAGUUUGGUCCUGUUGGCCCUCCUUCCUGUGGUAACCCUCGCUGUUUGGGACAAACCGGACCUGUCACUACUGCAUGCAUACCCAAACAUUUUUGAGGGAGAACGAAUCUUCUCCAUAGCAUUGAUGAAACAGAUCCGAGAGAUGUACCCUGAAGGCAAUCUGUUCUUCUCGCCGUUCAGCACCUAUAACGCUCUGCUCCUCGCCUACUUCAGUGCCUCCGAGGAUACGGAACGUGAGCUGGCCCAGGCACUGAAUUUGGGAUGGGCAUCCAGCAAGCAGCAGGUCCGGUCUGCGUACAUAUUGGGAAAGAGGCAGGACGAAAACCGGUUCCACCAAAGCCCCAUGGUUCUCUCGUCUGUGAACCGCAUUUUCGUCGACAAGACGGUAAAUGUUUCCAGCAAAUUUAACACAUUACUCUUCGGUGAAACCGAGGAGUUGGACUUCAAGAAUGAACCGGAGAGUUGCCGUAUGCAAAUAAACGACUGGAUCGCCCAGAGGACGCACAACCAGAUCCGCGACAUGCUCAGCUCCAAAGAGAUCAAUUCCCGCACCAUGAUGGUGCUGGGAAACGCCGCCUACAUGAAGGGCCAGUGGCUCAGCCAGUUCAAGGUGGAGGAAACCUCCUUGAAGCCCUUCUACAUAAACGAGUAUGAGAAGGAGAUGGUUUACAUGAUGCACAAGACGGGCCCCUUCAGGAUGACCAUUGAUGAAGGCUUGCAAUCGCAAAUCAUCAAGCUACCUUACCGCACCAUAUACCAGUCGGCGGAGACUCACAUUUCCACGCCGGAAAAAAAAUCCGAUAUCUCCAUGCUGAUCAUUCUGCCGUACUCCAAGGAAAUGCCUCUAAAUGAUGUAAUAUCCAAACUAAAUGCCGAUUCCCUCAAGCAAUUGCUCCAACAGGCAAUGCCGCAGGAGAUCGAGUUGUCGCUGCCCAAGUUCCAGUUUGAGCAGCGUCUGGCACUGACCCCGAUCCUUGGCCGAAUGGGACUGAACAAAAUGUUUUCCAAAGAUGCCACCUUCGGUGACCUGACUUCUGAUCGCAUGUCCCUUGCCAUCGAUGAGGCCCAACAUCUGGCCAAGAUUCAGGUGAACGAAGUGGGCAGCACUGCAGCCGCGGCCACCAUCCUCUUUGCCAGCCGAUCCGCCAGGCAGCCCGAUCCCAGCAAAUUCAACUGCAACCAUCCGUUCGUGUUCCUCAUCUAUGACGAAAGGGUCAACACCAUCCUGUUUGCAGGCGUCUAUAGCAAUCCCAGAGAAAUGGAGCAGUACAAGUGAUCUAAAAUAACAAAAUAUAUGCUCUAUUAAACUUCAA